Messenger RNA from Clunio marinus, 249 nucleotides. Lineage: Eukaryota; Metazoa; Arthropoda; Insecta; Diptera; Chironomidae. The record is from the annotation of a GenBank genome assembly.
AUGACAAAUGGGACUAUGCUUCGAGUGAAUAAAAAAUUCUUGAAACAUGCUUGCGAACACUCGAGAGUCGAGGAGAAUAUUUUGUCGCAGAAAUUAACAGCGACGGGGUUCCAAACUCGUUGUUACUGCAAUCUCGAAGGUAACAGAAACAAUGAAAGUAAGAGAAAUAAGCUUCCAGACAGUCAUAAAUUUGGUAGCAAUUUAUUCUCAAUCCAAUCAGAGAUGAAAAACAUGAGGUUAAUUAGAUGA